GAUUUCAAAAACAUUUCGAACUGUUGGGGUCGAGAAAAAACACCUUAUGUUAACGUGAUACGUGAGCCGUCAGACGCUUGUGUUUACAUCGAAUUCUACCGAUGGAUUUACCAUUCUAUGUCGGUCAUUGUCAUUUUCCAUUAACUAAACAAAGAUACCCAUAUAUAUUUGUUACUAUCAUUACUACACUAUAAGUGUUUUUUCUCGAGCCCAGCGGUUCGAAAUAAUUUUGAAAUCUGUUUUGAACCCGUUUGAAAAUAACGUUAUUACUUUCAUUCGAGAAAAAAUGAUUUUUUCAAACCAGAAGAAUUUAACCAUACACAACCUAGAAUUUUUGUUUGUUUUUUUUUCUUCUAGUUAUUAGCCGCCUAUUUUCUAUUUUUCAACAAAUGUAAGAGUGUUCUGUUUAUGAUUCUAUAACCCCCUACAAAAGACACAACACAAAUAUAAAUAUAAAUAACAAACUGUCGACUUUCCUAAACUACUGCGCAUGCGUUUGUUUUUGAGAGCAACGAAGUAGUCUUUUGGAGGAGAAACUAUUUAAGAAAAAUCAAUACAGUGACGCAGAUUAGGUAUAUGGAUGCAACCGAGAAUGAACAAUAUUUUGCAAGAUUUUAGUCAGAUUAUUGAAUAAAUUAAUAAAUAAAAAUAGCAAAUUUAAACUAAAAAUCACGUGACUCAAAACGCCGUCUCAUUGGCUUAAACCGAUAUUCAUGCCCUUGUUGCCACAUUCAAAAAUGCGAAAUUUAAAUGAGUUCAACGAUUAUACCUUUCCUUUAUUUUUUUAUAACGUAGUAAAGGACGAAAAUAGUUUCUAGGUAGCCAGCUGUAUAAUAUAAUAAUUCACUAAUGAGAAACUCGGCAUCCUCGCAUUUUCGGGAAAGUCACCUUCCUAUCCCGUUUCUUCGCAGCAGUUUACAAAUUCAAUUUUCAAAUCAUUUUAUAUUCAAAAAUAACCGCUUUUUUCUGGAAAAAAGGUAUAGGAUGAUGUUAUUAGAAUGACAAACAGAAUAAUUUAAAAAUGUUUUUGAAAAAUGUGAAAUGGGCCUAUUGUGUCUUUGGAAAUAGUUCUAUGUUCCGGGUUCACUCAUAGUUUCAUCAUCCCAUCUAUCCACAUGCUCAAUAUAUCUUUAUGUGUGUCAAAUAAAUUUGCUCUUAGUCAAAACACUCGUAGUAAUUGUUGCAAGAAUCAAUCCAGUUGCAGAAGGCCUGGCAUUUUUUUGUUCUCUGUAAAGAUUGUAAACUUAUUCACAGUAAGUCUGGAGAGAGAUGCGUUUAUUUUUGAAUAACGAUAUGACCCAACUUUGUGUACGGAAAUUGAAAAAAUUAUAAUCAAUAUGAGCUCGAAAUAUAUUUACUUUCUGGUCCCUCCAAAUAUGUUUUUUUUUCCUGUCGUUUUCCUAAAGCCUUGUACCAAAAUUCAACAUAGUGGAUCAAUUUUGGGCAUGUUCCCUAUGCCCCACGGUACAGGUUCGGGGAAUUUUAGUAGUUAUGUUAAUUAGGACCAUGAAGCGAUUGCUGCUGGUCACAGCAUUAUGGAAAUUUCUCCCAAUGUUAUAAUGUGUCGUACUUAUCAUAAUUGUUAUUAAUUACUCUAAUAUCAUUAUUAGUAUAUUAUUUUUACCUGUUCAUACGAGUAGUGUCAAGAGACUUUAUGCCAUAAUAAUUAAUUUAAGACAGUUAAUAGUAAAGAUAAUUUCUUAAAAGAUAUAUGAAAACAUAAUAAUAUUACACCCAACUUCCCCAUAAAUGCUCUCGCCUAGAUAUGUAGGAAUAUGAAAUUUUUAAAAAAUCCCAAAAAAUCAUUCAACUAAUUUUUUGAAUUAGUUAAUUGUCUUGCAAAAUUAUCUAUGAAUGUUGAAAGAUUGACUUUUUUCAUCAUCAUUUGAAUAGUUAUUGGCGUUUCCAAUUGGUCCUGCUCCAAUUCUCGUUCCAAGUAACUUACUCUUAACUUGGAGAAGAUUGGACAUCUUAAAGUAUUUUGUAAGUGGUGGUUAGUUAUUUUUAUGUUUUACAAUGUAAACAUUUUGUGGCAUCUCUACUGAAUUUUAGUGGUCUACAGGUAGCUUGAAAACUAUGCAAGUGUAAAAACGAUGGCCUCGCCAAGCAGUACCUUUGAUAGCAGUACUAGUAUAAAUUAAAUGUGCAAAAAAAAACUAUACCAAAAAACUGAACCCUCGCUCGACAAUUCAGUUCAGUCGUCCUAAACUCUUCUUAACAUAAACACGUGAACUAAAUAUUUUUAAAAAAUCAAAAUUUUAUUUUAAAAUUUAGGGCGACCAAACUAAAAAAUAUAUACGUACUAAUUUUCAAAAAGUUUUAUUCAUUUACUUAUUUGUAAUUGUUAAAAAUGGCGGAGUGUUUACCGUUUAUAAGAUCGCCGGAAAUGACAAGGAAUUCGGACACAAUGUCCGAAAUUUCGGAUAGCGGUACCAUCACAACUUCCAAGUGGGGCUCCAGGGAGGAGGUGAGGGACCUAGUUACCAAACUGGGAUUGAACGACCCUUCUGAGCUUCAUCGGGAACGGUUUAGAAUAGACCGAUGCAAAUUGGAGAAAAUGUUGUCCGGAGUUAACGAGGCUAUUUUUCCUGCUGAUGUAUUUUUUGCUAAAUUAAUGGAUGAAACGGACACCAUUAUCACAUGGCCGAAUAGAUUGAGAGUUGGGGGCAAAUCCAGAAGAGACCCACAUGUAGGGAUCGCUGGUAUGCCAGAAGACGUGCAAAGGGCAAGAGAAAGAAUAUUGGGAGUAUUAAAUUCCACAAGCCACCGUAUAACAAUGAAAAUGGACGUCAGCUACACUGAUCACUCCCACAUCAUUGGCAAAGGUGGCCUCAGCAUUAAGCGCGUCAUGGAUGAGACUAAGUGCCAUGUGCACUUUCCUGACUCGAACCGCUCAAAUCCAAACGAGAAAAGCAACCAAGUAUCUAUAUCCGGAGACAUAGAGGGCGUAGAACUAGCCAGAUCUCGCGUGAGAGAACUCGUACCAUUGAUUUUCGGAUUUGAACUGCCAAUCAAGUCUCAAACCGUUGAUCUAAACUCGCCCUAUAUGGUUAAAGUUCGGGAGCAAUACAAGGUUCAAGUGAUGUUCAAAACUAGAAACGGCAAAUUACAUUCAACUUUGGUAUUGGUCAAAGGACAAGAUUGGGAUGUUCGGCAAGUGAAACAGGCUACCUUGAUACUGAGGCAGUACUUGUGCGAAGAUUUGGCUGAACAGACACCCUUUCAAAUGUCAAUGGAAAUCUCUGCUCAUCAUCAUCAAUUUGUUUUGGGCAAGAAUCACUCAUAUUUAAAAGAAAUCAUUAUGUACACUGGCUGCCAGAUUAUGUUCCCGGAUGCUCAGGAUCCAAAUAUACCAAGUUUGAAGAAAAGUAACGUGACUAUUACUGGGGAUAUUCAUAAUGUUUAUAAGGCCAGGCAGCUACUUAUGGGUAGUCUACCUUUGAUGGUGGUUUUUGAUUUACCUGAGGAGACUAGCGGAUUAAAAGUUAGGCCAGAAGAAAUUGCUGAAAUCCAAACAUCUUGUGAUGUGAAUAUCAACUUUAGACAAAGAGCAAAUAAACCUACUAAAGCUUGCGUUAUCAAAGGCGUUGAAAAAUGUACAAGUGACAUCUACAAAGCGAGAAAUCUGAUUCUUGGUCUAGAUGAACCUCCAAUUUAUGCUGAUAUACCCAGUUCCUAUUACAUUCCAGCACCUUCAUCUCCAGCAAAAGAUGUUCCAACAACAAUCCCGAACAUGGGCUUUCCUGUAUCGCCUCUAUUAUUAUCUUCUAAUUAUCUUUCCCCAUUUAUUUUCUCCACUCCGCCUUCACCUCAACAGCAUUCAACUGAGUGCCAUACCAAUAAUAACAAUAACAGCUGGACAUCUCUUGUUAAUCAACAGCAACAACAGUUUUUCCCGCCUGAUAUGAAUGUCAAUCAACUUCAUCAAUUCUCUACAAAUAGCAGUGGUUACCACUCAAUCGAUCCAACCAAAUUGGAUAAAACUUUCACGGCUGAUUUUUUAAAUGUAAGCGGCAACUCUGGCCAUUCGUCAUCGUUCUCGACGAUACUCAGUACGAGUACUAGCCCAAGGGACUUGUCGCCCAGUGGCCAUGGAAGUUAUUCGGACAAUUAUGGACAAAAUCAACAAUCAAGGGAGUUUUCUGCUGUUCUAAAAGAAAUGAAUAACCCGGGAGAAUUCCAUGGGCCAACAUUGUAUAGACCAAUGCCGGAAUCAUCUCCGUAUGACUAUGAAAAUAAAAGAUUAUCUGCAAUGAGAGCUAUGCGUGCCAAACCAAAUCCAGAUAAUAUCAGGGUUCCCCAUAAUUCAUGGUCUGGAUAUGGAAUGAGUCAUACAAGCCCUGGAGGCUUUCUGACUGAUAAGUUUAAAAACGACAAUCAAAUAGGAAAGUGGACGUAUCAAUCACCAAGACCGAAUAUGCAGACUGAAGUCAAGCAAUCUUGUACUCCAACCAUGAUGAACACCAGCAAUUUAUUGGACCAUACACCUAGUCAGAUUUGGAAUAGAAUUAAAAACACUAGUAAUUGGUGUGAGGACUUACCUACCUUAUUGACCACGAUGAAUUUAGAACACUACAUGGCUUUGUUCGAGAGUCACGAAAUCGAUAUGGCUGUCUUUUCAACAUUGGGCGAACAAGAUUUGAUCAAUCUUGGAAUUAAUGCCUUUGGGGCUAGACGAAAGAUGUUGCUGGCAAUUUCUGCAUUUAACAAAAAAAAUACCCCCUUCUCUGCCGCUCCCGGUGCUGAAAGAAGAAACUCGCCUCUAAACGAUGAAUAGUCUCGGAAAGUAAAAAAAAAUACAUUGAAAAAAAUAAAAAUGUACAUGUAUUUUGGUAUGCAUUUAAAUAUUUUCUAUUAUUCUUUAAUUUUUGUUUGUUAUUUAUCUACGAUUUGUAUGAUUGUAUGAACGGUGUGCGUCUGUAUUUAUUUAAAUUAUUAUUGAGUAUUACCUUAUUUCUAUUGAGAUUUUCUAGUUUUGUAUAUUUUUGAAUAUUUAGUUAUCCAAUAUUUUUCAAUUGUCCUAAACAUUUUCAUUAAACUUAAAGAAAAACAUGCAUUCUGCUAAUGUUUUUCUUUAUUGUUUGGUAGGUACUGGAAUGGCAGUGGAUCUAUUGGAUUUUUAAUCUGUUUGUUGAUUGUUUUGUAUAUUGAAAAGUGCGUAUAUUUUUACGAUAAAAUACAAAUUAAUGUGAUAUUUUAUGUGAUAAAAUUUAUAUCGUAAGUGCGCGAAUGAUCGAUUUUCUAAGCAAAAGUUUUAAUUUAUUCCUCGACGAAAUUUGUUAACAUUGCUAUUGAUAUUUAUUGAAUUAAAAUUAAUUAUUGUUUUAAAAAUUAAAACUUUUGUAUUUUUCGAAGUCUUUAAUUAUUUAUUUAUUUAUUACUGUUAACCUAGACUUUAUAAUGAUACCUACCUACUUACAAUUAUUUAUAUUUCUUUAAAAAUAUAUUACAUAUUAUUGAUUUUGCAUAAAAUAUUUUUUUUUUUUCAAUUACUUAGUGACUUUUAACCUCGCUUUUAACAUUGAAAACCUACGAGUAUGCGUACCUACAUAGUAUAUGUGUAGUACCAUUGGUAGUACAUACAUACGUAUUCAGUUUUUU
Molecule: messenger RNA, 5601 nt
Organism: Ceutorhynchus assimilis (cabbage seed weevil)
Lineage: Eukaryota; Metazoa; Arthropoda; Insecta; Coleoptera; Curculionidae
Source: the annotation of a GenBank genome assembly